AGAUGUGAGAUCUGACGACACGACUCGACUGCAUUCUUCACUGUUUUUUUUCCCUCAUCUUUGUGUUUCAUUUGAUUAAGAUGGAAGAACAAGGUGCUCAGCUUAUUCAGAAGGGCAUAGAAUAUUUAAAUGGGAGCAAAUAUGGCAGCCUUGAUGUUGAUCUUUUAGAUGCCAUGCUUCCGAAGACAGAGAAUAUUUCAACAGAACAACAGCCUCAACAAUUUGAGUGCAAUAACGAAAUUGAAACUACGAAUAUUCAUAUCCAAAGGCCUGCACCACCAACUCCUCCUUUGGAGGAAGAUUUUAAACCGAUCAAGGAAGAAAUUUUUACGGCGUCUCGUGAAGAAAAGACAGGUCGUAGGACGAAAAGACAGAAGAAGCUAAAGAGGAAGGAUGCCAAAAUGGCGCUGGCUCGUCAACUGGGCAUGGAAGACUGCUCAGUUCCUUGCUUACUGUCCGUCAAAGAGCUUAGAGGGAAGUUCGAAACGCGUUACAAGUUGUACUUAGAUGUAAACACGAAGAAAAAUUCCAAUAGCAGCAGUUAUUUGUCAGCUUACAAGAGAAAAUGGGAUUUGCUUCUCAAGCUUGAAGCGUGGGAAAAAUUGUUGAAUAAAUGCAGCCCUAAUGAACCUUAUAUAUCAGUAGAAAAUAAAGUGGAUAAUUCGGGGCCACCAGAGGAAUUUGUCUACAUUGCUAGCAGCAAGAUGCCUUCCAAUUUGGACUAUCUUUUUGAUAAAGAUUACCUUGUAGGAUGCAGUUGUGAACGUUGUACCCCCCUGACAUGUGAUUGCCCUAAGAACAGUGGGGGUAGCUUUGCAUAUGAUCGCUUUGGAAGAGUACAAUUUGAACCUGGUAAACCAAUUUAUGAGUGUAACUCCAGGUGUUCCUGUUCUAUCUCGUGCCGCAAUCGCGUUGUACAGAGAGGCAGAACUGUUAGGGUGACCAUUUUUAGGACUACUAACGGUUGUGGAUGGGGAGUAAAAACAAUGGAUCCUAUUUUAAAGAACCAGUUUGUUACGGAGUAUGUUGGAGAAGUGUUGACCAAUGAGGAAGCAGAGGAAAGAGGAAAGAUUUAUGACCAUGUGGGACAGACGUACUUGUUUGAUCUUGACUAUAAUGAAGGUGAAUGUGCCUAUACUAUAGAUGCCAAAAAGUAUGGAAACAUUUCACAUUUCAUUAAUCAUUCGUGCGAUCCAAACCUCAGUGUCUAUGGAGUCUGGGUUGAAACCUUGGAUCCAAGGAUGCCCAAAAUAGCAUUUUUUGCCAGUCGUGACAUUCAAUCAGGAGAAGAGCUUACCUUUGAUUACCUAAUGACAGCAGGAGAGUCUUCAUCACCAGUUAGAUCAUCUGCCAAGAAAACUAAGAGAAUCCCUUGUCAGUGUGGGGCUAAGAACUGUAGGAAUUACUUAUUUUAAAGCUCUAUCUUUAAAGUGCGAAUGAACCCUUCGACAACCCUUCUUUCACUACUGAUUCUACAUGAAGUAAAUAGUUGAAUGGUAAAAUAUUUCUUGAUUUGAG
Messenger RNA from Actinia tenebrosa (Australian red waratah sea anemone), 1518 nucleotides. RefSeq names its product histone-lysine N-methyltransferase SUV39H2. Gene Ontology annotation, cellular component: nucleus. Gene Ontology annotation, molecular function: zinc ion binding; protein binding; histone H3K9 methyltransferase activity. NCBI's taxonomy places the organism in Eukaryota, Metazoa, Cnidaria, Anthozoa, Actiniaria, Actiniidae. The record is from RefSeq and is a predicted model, not a curated record.